AUGAAUGGGACUGACUGUCAAGACUUCUUUCUGUCACAUAGGCAGACACAACUCGCUUCUCGCUCCAAAGCCGUACACGUACACGCACCGUGUGUCCAUGACGUGAGGAGAGGGAGAGGCGAUGUUAUCCUGCACUGCUGCUCCAUCUGUCUCCUCCUUCACAACAGUCUUCUUCUCGAGGCAUCCCAGGCCGUACGGGGACUGACAUCCCCUUCACCCCUACACACACCCACCCUGACGAGGAGGCAUCACCGCGGAGCAACCAUCAGUGGCGAGCCUCAGUCUGGGCCCGUGGGCAUGGUUUUGGAGGGGAGCUCAGAGGCGCUGUGUCCCCCACCAUCACUGGAGCUGCGUCCGUCCUGCAACAAGAGCCAGGCCUCACCUCCUCUGGGGUGCAGCUCCCAGCCCCACGACGCGGUCUUCUCUGAGGACAAGGAGCCCGUCAAGUACGGAGAGCUCAUCGUCUUAGGGCACAAUGGGUCUCUGUCCAACGGAGACAAGGGCCGCAGGAGAAGUCGCCUGGCCCUUUACAAGAGACCCAAGGCCAACGGAGUCAAGCCCGACGUCAUCCACAACGUCUCCACGCCGCUGGUGUCAAAGGCGCUCAGCAACAAAAGCCAGCACAGCAUCUCCUACACGUUGUCCCGCAGCCACUCUGUCAUCGUAGAGUACACUCACGACACCAACACGGACAUGUUUCAGAUUGGCCGGUCCACAGAGAGCAUGAUCGACUUUGUGGUGACGGACACGGCGGGCAGUGGGAGUGGCCAGGGCGGAGGGGGCGUGUCCUCGGUGGAAGGAGGCAACAGCGGCCAAUCGGCUCAGAGCACCAUCUCGCGGUACGCCUGCAGGAUCAUGUGCGAGCGCAGCGCCCCCUACACCGCGCGCAUCUACGCCGCCGGCUUCGACUCCUCCAAGAACAUCUUCCUCGGGGAGCGUGCAGCCAAGUGGAGGACCUCGGAUGGCCUGAUGGACGGCCUGACCACCAACGGGGUCCUGGUGAUGCACCCGGCCGGAGAGUUUGUGUCGGAGCCGUCCCCCGGAGUGUGGAGGGAGAUCUCUGUGUGUGGGAACGUCUUUGCCCUGAGGGAAACCCGCUCGGCCCAGCAGAGGGGCAAACUGGUGAGAAAAGUGGAGAAUGAGUCCAACACUCUGCAGGACGGCUCUCUGAUCGACCUGUGCGGGGCCACUCUGCUGUGGAGGACCCCCGCCGGCCUGCGCCACACUCCCACCCUCAAACAGCUGGAGUCCCUGCGGCAGGAGCUGAACGCCGCACGGCCGCAGUGUCCUGUGGGCUUCAACACUCUGGCCUUCCCCAGCCUGGCCCAGCGCGAGAUCGUGGACAAGAAGCAGCCCUGGGUCUACAUGAACUGUGGCCAUGUGCACGGCUACCACAACUGGGGCUACCGCAAGGAGAAGGGUCCGGCCGGCCCCGGAGGCACGGCUCCGGCCAGUACCAGCGACAGGGAGUGCCCCAUGUGCAGGAGGGUGGGCCCCUACGUGCCCCUGUGGCUGGGCUGUGAAGGAGGCCUGUACCUGGACGCGGGACCCCCCACUCACGCCUUCUGCCCCUGUGGCCAUGUGUGCUCUGAAAAGACUGUGAUGGGCUGGAGCCAGAUCCCCCUGCCCCAUGGCACCCACGCCUUCCACGCCGCCUGCCCCUUCUGUGGCACCUGGCUCACCGGCGAGCAGGGCCACGUUAAACUCAUCUUUCAGGGUCCCGUCGACUGA
Messenger RNA from Knipowitschia caucasica, 1731 nucleotides. The record is from the annotation of a GenBank genome assembly. NCBI's taxonomy places the organism in Eukaryota, Metazoa, Chordata, Actinopteri, Gobiiformes, Gobiidae.